Messenger RNA from Galeopterus variegatus (Sunda flying lemur), 1627 nucleotides. RefSeq names its product eukaryotic peptide chain release factor subunit 1-like. Gene Ontology annotation, molecular function: translation release factor activity, codon specific; sequence-specific mRNA binding. Gene Ontology annotation, cellular component: translation release factor complex; cytosol. The record is from RefSeq and is a predicted model, not a curated record. Lineage: Eukaryota; Metazoa; Chordata; Mammalia; Dermoptera; Cynocephalidae. Gene Ontology annotation, biological process: cytoplasmic translational termination. The transcript has 9 exons. Bases 15 to 1229 code for a protein of 404 amino acids.
GCAAUGGUACCAGCAUGAUAUCAUUGAUCAUUCCUCCCAAAGACCAGAUUUCACGAGUGGCAAAAAUGUUAGCGGAUGAGUUUGGAACUGCAUCUAACAUCAAGUCACGAGUAAACCGCCUUUCAGUCCUGGGAGCCAUUACAUCUGUCCAACAAAGACUCAAACUUUAUAACAAAGUACCUCCAAAUGGUCUGGUUGUUUAUUGUGGAACAAUUGUAACAGAAGAAGGAAAGGAAAAGAAAGUCAACAUUGACUUUGAACCUUUCAAACCAAUUAAUACAUCAUUGUAUUUGUGUGACAACAAAUUCCAUACAGAGGCUCUUACAGCACUACUUUCAGAUGAUAGCAAGUUUGGUUUCAUUGUAAUAGAUGGCAGUGGUGCACUUUUUGGCACGCUCCAAGGAAACACAAGAGAAGUCCUGCACAAAUUCACUGUGGAUCUCCCAAAGAAACAUGGUAGAGGAGGUCAGUCAGCCUUGCGCUUUGCCCGUUUAAGAAUGGAAAAGCGACAUAACUAUGUUCGAAAAGUAGCAGAGACUGCAGUGCAGCUGUUUAUUUCUGGAGACAAAGUGAAUGUGGCUGGUCUCGUUUUAGCUGGAUCAGCUGACUUUAAAACAGAACUAAGUCAAUCUGAUAUGUUUGAUCAGAGGUUGCAAUCAAAAGUUUUAAAAUUAGUUGAUAUAUCCUAUGGGGGUGAAAACGGAUUCAACCAAGCUAUUGAGUUAUCUACUGAAGUACUCUCCAACGUGAAAUUCAUUCAAGAGAAGAAAUUAAUAGGACGUUACUUCGAUGAAAUCAGCCAGGACACGGGCAAGUACUGUUUUGGUGUUGAAGAUACACUAAAGGCUUUGGAAAUGGGAGCUGUAGAGAUUCUAAUAGUCUAUGAAAAUCUGGAUAUAAUGAGAUACGUUCUUCAUUGCCAAGGCACAGAAGAGGAGAAAAUUCUAUAUCUAACUCCAGAACAAGAGAAGGAUAAAUCUCAUUUCACAGACAAAGAGACAGGACAGGAACAUGAGCUGAUUGAGAGCAUGCCCCUGUUGGAAUGGUUUGCUAAUAACUACAAAAAAUUUGGAGCUACAUUGGAAAUUGUCACAGAUAAGUCACAGGAAGGAUCCCAGUUUGUGAAAGGAUUUGGUGGUAUUGGAGGUAUCUUGCGGUACCGAGUAGAUUUCCAGGGAAUGGAAUACCAAGGAGGAGACGAUGAAUUUUUUGAUCUUGAUGACUACUAGGUAGUCGACAUGGGUCUGGCAAAAUGUGCCUCACCCUCCAGCAUCCAACCCAAGGAGCAUACCCGUGGUGGAAUCCAAACAGAUCCCUGCCUUACAAUUGGAAUGUUUCCAGAACUUAAUCCAUGAGCAUUGGAUAUCGAAAAGAAAACCGAAACAAAACCAGACCCAGCCCUACACUUUGGUUUGUCAUGGUAUCAGCGCAGCAGCCUACAACUAAGUUCCUAAAUGCCACUUUGGACUUAUUUAAAAAAGAAUCCCAGUUUUUACUUUUACUCGAUGGUGAAAUUGGUUGCUCUUGUAUUUUAUGGGGAAAAAAUGAUUUUUUUAACCUUCAUACAUAGAAGCAAAAGUACUUUAACUGCUGUAAACCUUCAAAACUUAAUAGAAGUGAGAUCAUA